AUGCAGGAGCUGCUGCUGUUCAGCACUGCGGUCAUCGUAUCUUCGAACGCCGUGACGUGGUUUCUCGGCCUCGCGCUGGGACUCAUUCUGCGCAGCGACCAGCUCCUGUUCGCCACGCACUGGGAGGGCCUGCAUACCCUGCUCACCGGCUUCCUCGUGGCGUACGCGCAGCUCGUGCCGGAAGCGACGCUUCCGCCCAUCCCGUGGCUCCGCGCGCGCGACCUGCCGAUGCUCGCUGUGGGCGUGGCCAAUGUGCCGUGCUUCUUCGGGAUCCUCCCGCGAUUCCUUCCGAUCCAGAUUGCAUGGAUUACGUCGUGGAUCUACCUGCGCUUCUACCAGGCACACGCGGAUGGGCCACGCGGCGACCCUUCGGACGAGUUUGCGUUCGUCUUGUGGUUCCCGCCGCUCGUGCGCCCUGUGCUCGCGCCCGUCUUCAAUGCACUGCACCGCGUAGCCUACGCCGCGCACCUUGUGCCACGGAGCCCCGGGUACAUGGACCUGGAGCUCAGCCUUGCGCAGUCGCAGCGCAGCGGCGCCCGCGAAGAGGCUGAGCGCCGCCGCGCCAUGGCGCUCGCCGCCCUUGACGCACGCGUCGCGCCCGCAGCGGCGCCGCCCGCAGCGGCGUCGCCCACAGCCGCAUCGCCCGCAUCUGAGUGA
Molecule: messenger RNA, 657 nt
Organism: Malassezia sympodialis ATCC 42132
Lineage: Eukaryota; Fungi; Basidiomycota; Malasseziomycetes; Malasseziales; Malasseziaceae
Biological process (GO): retrograde vesicle-mediated transport, Golgi to endoplasmic reticulum
Cellular component (GO): membrane; Golgi apparatus
Source: RefSeq, a predicted model, not a curated record